Vicia faba (fava bean) is the source of this 1110-nucleotide messenger RNA. The record is from the annotation of a GenBank genome assembly. NCBI's taxonomy places the organism in Eukaryota, Viridiplantae, Streptophyta, Magnoliopsida, Fabales, Fabaceae.
AUGAAAACAAGGAGAAGGUAUUAUGGUAAAGACAGAAUCAGUGGUUUACCUGAUUGUCUUUUACUUCAUAUUUUGUCUAAUUUGAAGAUGAGUCAAGCUGUUGAAAUAUCCAUCCUCUCCACUAGAUGGAAGGAUCUCUGGAAACAUAUGACCGAUAUUUUUUUGCAUUUUAGAAACUUCGAAUCUAUCAAAAGUUUUGCUAGUUUCGUUUCUCAAUUUUUCUCUUUUCGCAAUGACGAAACCUCUCUGCAAGCUCUCACCUUUGAGUGCCGCAAUCAUUUUGACCCUGAGCAACUUAAAAGGAUCCUAAAAUAUUUAUUUUCACACAAAAUCCAACGGUUAGAUAUGACUGUAGUUUGUAGUCUUGAACAGUUUCCACUUUGCACCAACUUUUCAUAUGGUACUUUAACCUCUCUUAAACUUUUUGCAUGCGAAGAAUGGAAACGGUGGCUUGGACCACCAGCCGUAUUUCCAAAUUCUCUUAAACUUCCUGCAUUAACCUACUUGUUUUUACGAAACUUCACCCUUCGCAGCACUACUGGAGAUGGCAAUGCUGAGCCCUUUUCGGUAUUUCAAAGUUUGAAUACUUUGAUCAUUCGAAAUUGUCAACUUUAUAAAGAUAAAGACAACCUCUUCAUAUCAAGUCUCUCCCUUGUUAAUUUAACAAUAUCAUUUUAUAUGCGUUACCGCUCUUACUACAACUUGAAGUUAUCUACCCCAAAUCUUUCUAGCUUUGAUAUUAGUGGUAGUCCUUUUCAGAAUCUAUCUGCCCACAACACUUUAUCUUCUAUUAAACAUGUACGGAUAGAUUUACUACUAUGCCCCACUACACUCCCAAAGUUUUCUUCAAUUCUAUUCGAUUGGCUUGCUCAGCUUGCCCUUGUCGAAUCAUUGACAAUCUCUUCAACGACUCUCCAGAUUCUCAACUUUAUCCCUGAUUCAUUCAAGAUUCAUUUCCCUUAUUUACAUAACUUGAAGUUACUCAAAAUUGAAACACAACGAGAAUUACCGCAACCCGAUGGAACAGAAGACUUUUUUCUUCAAAACUCACCGUCAGCAAAGAAAGUCAUUUUCCUCCGGCGUACCAUGAAGGGUUUUAUCUAUGAAUAA